Oryzias melastigma (Indian medaka) is the source of this 1354-nucleotide messenger RNA. Its product is annotated as protein FAM180B. Lineage: Eukaryota; Metazoa; Chordata; Actinopteri; Beloniformes; Adrianichthyidae. Bases 651 to 1208 code for a protein of 185 amino acids. The record is from RefSeq and is a predicted model, not a curated record. The transcript is spliced from 2 exons.
UUUCUUUGGUGAAAAAGCGACACAGUUGGGCUAAUAAAGUUUUACUUUAUUUGUAGGCUCCUUUUUACAAAUUGCUGACAACCUGUCUGGAAAAAAGACACAAUUCUGCCAAUACCAAAGUGGAAACUAUAAUCUAAUCUAAAAUUCUAUUUAGUUUUUAUCUCUCAGUGAAGAUUAUUUUUCUGUUAAUUUCCAAACCGUCAGAUAAAAUACAGCACAUAUUAUGUAGAUUGAUUUUUUCUAAAUAUUCAAGUGUUCAUAAAAAAAAAGUGUUAGAGGAUUUCAGAUAAAUAUUUUGUUCUUACCCUCUGCAGGUUUAGACUGAGAUCUGUGUAAGAGUUGAAGAAAUUCUUCACCUGAGUGCAGAAUGCAUCAGAUUAUGAAGUAACGGCAAAUUAUUAUUGCUCAGCCAUCUGGAUUUAGAUUCCUUUCUCAAAGCUGGAAAAAAUGUGUGCUAUUCAGUCUACUUUUCAUCUGUGUUGGUUAAAAAAAAAGAAAAGAAAAGAAAAAAAGGUCAGCUGACAGAGUUAAGAGAAAAUUCUGACUAAUCAAGAGAAGAAAGAGGAAGGAGAAAGACCAUGGGCCCACAUCUUAAAUUCACGCUCUCGAUCAUUUUGUGCUUUUGGUUUGAUCAAGUUACAGGUGAGUAAAUGAGAACGAUUUACUGCAAAUGUGGAGCUACAAAGACAGAUUGUUGCAUAGUUAUAGGGUCAAAUGUGCACUGCACAUGUCAAGAAGGGAUUAACUGCGAUAAAAAACUCAGGUUAGUGAGAUUUUUUUCCACAAAAAUACAUUUUUUAGCUGUGGCUGAAGGCAGACGUCCUGCUUCGUCUCUGGCAGAUGCUGAUCUGAUGUUUGAGAUUUUGCUCAAUGGCGUCACAGUCGACCGGUAUAACAACGUCCUCUUGCAGGACGAAGAGCUGGCAUCGAUGCGGCAAGGACGAGACUUCCUGGCUCGGAUCAACGACGACAUUCCAAAAAGUCUGAGUUCCAUGAAGCUCAUGGCGAGCACGCUGGAGGACGGUCAGAAGGCGCCGCUGACUCGGGCUCAGAUUGAGAAUGUUGUCCUGAGCAUGGCGUACUCCGCCCACCAGGCUUACAACCAGGAGAGCAGAGAGGACCGCGAGGCGUGGGGGGGAGUGCUCCUCCAGCUGGCUAACAUCACAGUCCAUCAACUGAGAGGAAGUUUUCUCUUCAAUUAUGAUUAAAUACACUCCUGAACGUGAAAAAACUGCUUUUUUUUGUUUUUUAUGAAAGAAUAGAUUUAUUAUUAUUAUUCAGUAAAAAAGCUUUUUAAACAAGAAACAACUUGAAAAAUACAAACAGGAACAAUGAAACAGACGAUGAAAUGCCG